UGAUAAUUGAUAACAGAAUAUAUAAAUUUUUAGCACGGCGUGCGACAGAAAAUUACAUUAUUCACUUGGGUUGUUUUACGUUUGUUUAAAUAUGUUGAAACAAGCAUGUGGAUCAUUGUUUUCAGCAAGUACCCGAUUAUUUCGGUUAAGCGCUGAAAAUGUACUGUCCAGGCCGGCGAUCAUAAACAAUGUGUUAAGUAAAACUGUACAACAAAAUCUCGAUACUUGUAGAUUUUAUUCAACAUUUAUGUCAUCCAGGGUAAACACUACAAAUGAGAUUUUAAAUCGGAAUACAUGUAUUGUUCCAUCAAAUGUGCUCAGCAAUUUCAAUGUUCAACCGAAUCGAGGCUUGACAAAGUUUUCUUUGAAAAAAGGCAAAAGAAAAACUGUGAAGACGGUAGUUGAUCGAUUUUACCGUUUAGCAUGGGGCAUAUGGAUUCGAACAAAGUGUGGCCGUAGCAAAAAAUUGUGGAAAAAACCUGCCGCUAGAAAAAGGAGAUUGAGGCAACAUGUAUUUUGUAACGCUAAACAGAGUACACUUUUGGAUAAAAUGACAACAAAGUAUUGGAAGAAGAGGAGAUAUUACCCAGACGAUCCAUAUGAACCAUAUCAUAGCCGAGAAGAAUUUCCGUUUACUAGAAAAAAUCCUUUACCUGAAUAGUACCGGCAAAUUUAAAAAUACAGUAAUAAUAUUUAUAAUUAGCGUUGUAUUAUAGAAUUUAUAACUAAACCAGUAAACAUUUGUUCUAAUCUGAAAA
Molecule: messenger RNA, 758 nt
Organism: Adelges cooleyi (spruce gall adelgid)
Lineage: Eukaryota; Metazoa; Arthropoda; Insecta; Hemiptera; Adelgidae
Gene: mRpL35
Product: 39S ribosomal protein L35, mitochondrial
Exons: 4
Coding region: 92-661 (189 amino acids)
Biological process (GO): translation
Cellular component (GO): mitochondrion; ribosome
Molecular function (GO): structural constituent of ribosome
Source: RefSeq, a predicted model, not a curated record